GAGUUUUGUUUAGUAAAGGAGAUUUAAAACCAGCCUAAAGUGACUGGAUUAUAGCUCCAGGAAUUCGGCUAUAGGAGAGACUCUUCCAUCAAACAGGUGAGCCAUGACAUCAUUGCUGUUACUGUGUUUGUGUCUCCGGGUGAUCUCAGCUACAUGGACUUAUGAGGAUUAUGUAUAUUCUGAAGCUGAAAGUACUCUGAGCAUCAGCAUUCCUACUGAGGGACCUCUCCGCUCCUUAAUGGGGGACACGCUGGUCCUACCCUGCUACUUCCAGGAUAACACAGUCCAUGACCCUGGAGCUCCCACCAUAGCCCCUCUCUCUCAUCGCAUCAAAUGGAGCCUCAUUACAAAAGAGAAGACCACAGACAUUCUGGUGGCCUCUGAUGGUGUGGUGGCUGUCAACGAUAAAUAUUUGGACAGAGUGACCAUGGUAGGAUACCCCAUGACCCCUACUGAUGCCACGAUUAAGAUCACAGAACUCCUCUCUAACGACUCAGGAGUGUACCGCUGCGAGGUCAUGCACGGAAUCGAAGACAACCAUGAUCUCAUUGAUGUCCAGGUGCAAGGUACUGUGUUCCAUUACCGCGCCAUCACCAGCCGUUACACUCUAACCUUUGAGAAGGCAAAAGCAGCUUGUAUUCAGAACAGUGCUGUGAUCGCCACUCCGGAGCAGCUGCAGGCAGCUUAUGAUGAGGGCUACCACCAAUGUGAUGCAGGCUGGCUCGCUGACCAGACUGUCAGAUAUCCCAUCCAUGAUCCCCGAGAGGCUUGCUAUGGUGACAAGUAUGAAUUUCCAGGGGUCAGAACAUAUGGAGUGAGAGACACAAAUGAGACUUAUGAUGUGUACUGCUUUGCUGAAAAUAUGACAGGAAGGGUGUUCUAUUCAGUGUCACCUGAAAAGUUCACGUUUAAUGAAGCUAAGGCCCAGUGUGCUAAAUUAGGUGCUAAGUUAGCCACCACUGGCCAGCUGUACCUAGCCUGGAAGGCUGGUAUGGAUGUAUGUAACGCAGGCUGGCUGGCAGACCAGAGCGUCCGCUAUCCCAUCAACAUUGCCCGGCCCCAGUGUGGGGGAGGUCUGCUGGGAGUACGAACUGUGUACCGCUUCCCCAAUCAGACAGGCUAUCCUCUUCCAGACUCACGCUAUGAUGCUAUCUGUUACACAGAAGAAGAUGAAGAAGGUUCCGGUCUACCUGACAUAUACCCAGAUGUACAGACGACCACAGAGGCAGGAAGUGGCACACUAAGCGUGGGCACAGUGACAGACCGCCCCCAGGAAUUUGUCAAGCGCACCUCCACUGAGAGUGAGCUGCUAGGCAAGGUUGUCACCCAUAAACCUCUCAUCACCACUGUUGAUCUCACAUAUGUCGAGCAGAACGUCACCCAGCUGCCCCUGUUGCCACCACCCAGCGCCACAGAUAACCUUACUGACCUCAUAGAGGGAGUGACCGCUCAACCUGACCUCCAUGAAAAUAUAACUGAUGCUGUGAUGUCUCAUACUGGUGUUGUGUUCCACUACAGAAUAGGCUCCAGGCGCUAUUCUCUCACCUUUGUUGAGGCUCAGUUGGCCUGCCAGAAUAUCGGCGCAGUGAUUGCCAGUCCCCUGCAGCUACACGCUGCCUAUGUAGCUGGCUACCACCAGUGUGAUGCUGGCUGGCUGCUUGACCAGACUGUCAGGUACCCUAUCGUGUCCCCACGUGAGAAGUGCUCUGGUGAUUUAGAGCACUUGCCCGGCGUGAGGUCUUAUGGACUGCGGCCUGCCAGUGAGCGCUAUGAUGUGUACUGCUACAUGGACAAACCAAGAGGGGAAGUUUUCCAUGCAAGUUCAUUCGAGGGAUUCACAUAUGAUGAAGCGGUGGCUUACUGCCAAGGUCAGGACGCUUCUUUGGCCUCCACAGCUGAUCUGCAUGCAGCCUGGAAGCAGGGCUUUGAUAAGUGCCGUGCUGGCUGGCUCAUCGACCGCAGCGUUCGCUACCCCGUUAAUAAACCCCGGCCCCAGUGCGGAGGAGGAAAAUCUGGCGUCCACACAGUCUAUGCCUUCUCCAACCAGACAGGCUAUCCUGAUGUGCACUCCAAAUUUGAUGCUUAUUGCGUUAAAGUUGAUCUCCAUUUGUAUCUCAAUGAGACUGUGAUGAAUGUGACAAUGAUAGAAGAGGAGAUAGUAAACCUCACCAUGAUACCUGGCCUUCAUAGUCAAGUGAUUCCCUCUAUUGCUCCCCCUAUCCCAGUGGAGCCCUCUGGUUCUGGCUCUGCAGACCUAGCCAGUGGAUUCUCUGGUGAUGCAUCAGCCAGUGGUAGUGGGGAACAACCUAGUGGAAGUGGAGAGCAGCCUAGUGGAACCGGGGAGCAGCUUAGUGGAAGUGGAGAGCAACCUAGUGGAACCGGGGAGCAGCUUAGUGGAAGUGGAGAGCAACCUAGUGGAAAUGGGGAGCAGCCUAGUGGAAGUGGAGAGCAGCCUAGUGGAACCGGGGAGCAGCCUAGUGGCAUUGGAGAGCAGCCUAGUGGCAUUGGAGAGCAGCCUAGUGGCAGUGGAGAGCAGCCUAGUGGAAGCGGGGAGCAGCCUAGUGGAAGUGGGGAGCCCCCUAGUGGGGCGUCAGGCAUAGGAGAAGACCGUUCAGGUUCUGGGCUCAGUGGUGACGUUUCUGGCUCAGGCCAUAGCAGUGAUGGCUCAGGUAUAUUUGUGAUCUUCUCAGGAAGUGAUUCCAUCCUGUCUAGGGAUGGAUCAGCUUCAGGGACACCUCAGGAAGCUGAAGAAGGCAGUACAGACAUCCUCACUUUCAUUCCAGGCCUGGGAUCGGGCUUCUUCAGUGGGGAAUGGUCAGGAUCAGGAAGCGGGUCGGGUCUCAGCUCAGAGGAGAGUGGUUCUACAUCAGACCAGUUCAGCAGUUCAGGAGAGAGUGACGAGAGUGGAAGUCUUUCAGGCCUCUCUUCAGGACUGGGCUCCAGUGAGGAGUUCUCUGGAUUUAGUGGCUUUCCAUCAGGCUUGCUAACUUCUGGGUACUACAGUGGUUUCUCUGGGCUCACCAGCAGCAGUGGUGGAAUUAUCAUGAUGAAUGGUGAGUGGGUGGAGGGGUCCUCUCCCCUGACCCUUACAGCUCAGGAGUUGGGUGGAGCUCAGGUGGAUUUCAGUGGGUCUGGAGAUCAUUCAGGGUAUGGCGAUGUAUCGGGGUCUGGAGUAAGUGGCACUUUCACUGGAAUCAGUGGUGACCUCAGUGGUGACCUCAGUGGCUCUGGGAGUGGCUCUGGAUUUCCUGGAGUCACCUUGUUGGGAUCAGGUUUCACAGACCUCACAGGCCAACCCAGUGGAGAACAAGAGGCUUCUGGAAUUUUGGUGUAUGGAUCAGGAGAGGGGAGCAGAUUUCUUUCUGGGACCUCUGGAGACACAUCGGGAGCAUCAGCCAGUGGAGAUAUACCAUUAUUAUUUACUAAUGCGAACUUGGUAGAUGCUUCUGUCAAACUUACCCAAAGCCAAGAGGCUGGCAAAGGCCCCAUAGAGGUCAGUGGAAGUGGGAGUGGACUAUCUUCAGGCAGUGGAGAUCACCAUACUGCAAUUGAUACUAGAAUCCACUAUGCCUCAACCAGUGGAGAACCAGAGGCUUCUGGGAUUUUGGUGUAUGGAUCAGGAGAGGGGAGCGGAUUUCUCUCUGGGACCUCUGGAGACACAUCGGGAGCAUCAGCCAGUCAGGAUGUACCUUUAUUAUUUGCUAAUGCUAGCUCCGUAGAUGCUUCUGUCAAACUUACCCAAAGCCAAGAGGCUGGCAAAGGCCCCAUAGAGGUCAGUGGGAAUGGGAGUGGGAGUGGACUAUCUUCAGGCAGUGGAGACAACCACACUGCAAGUGAUACUAGAAUCCACCAUGCCUCAAUCAGUGGAGAACCAUCAGAGGUUCUUUCAAAUGAUAUUCCAACAGGCCUACAGCUAGCUCCAUCAGGACUGCUUAGUGACACUGCAGAACCUCUGAGAUCAGAACCUGGUGAAAUUAUCUGGAAGUCUCAUUCCACAACGCCUGCACCUGUAGCUGCUACAACUACUGAACCGUCGUUCCCUCUACAAACCCCGGCUGUCAUUGAGAUGCCCGCCAUGGAGAAUGUUGCUGUGGACCCAUGUAACCCAAACCCCUGUGGUCCUGGCUCAUGUUCUGUACAGGAUGGGGUCGGCCUGUGUCACUGCCCACCUGGACUGUUGGGCAACGAGUGUCAGUUUGAGGUUGAUGUGUGCCAUUCAAACCCUUGCGCCAAUGGAGCCACGUGUGUGGAGGUAGAGGACGCUUUCAAAUGCUUAUGCCUGCCCAGCUAUGGAGGGGAUCGCUGUGAGAUCGAUGUAGAAAAAUGUGAGGAGGGCUGGACUAAAUUUCAGGGCAACUGUUACUUGCAUUUCUCUGAGAGGGAGACCUGGGAGGAUGCGGAGCAACACUGCAGAAGCCUCGGAGCUCACCUAGUCAGCAUCACAAAUCGAGAGGAACAGUUUUUUGUCAACUCCCAUGCUCAGGACUACCAGUGGAUUGGACUAAAUGAUAAGACAUUUGAGAAUGACUUCCAGUGGUCAGAUGGAACCCCGCUGCAAUAUGAGAACUGGAGGCCUAAUCAGCCAGAUAAUUAUUUCAACUCUGGUGAAGACUGCGUGGUCAUGAUCUGGCAUGAAAACGGCCAAUGGAAUGAUGUCCCUUGCAACUACCAUCUUCCAUUUACAUGUAAAACUGGCCCAGUCACAUGUGGCCAGCCUCCUGAAGUAAAGAAUGCCAAGAUGUUCGGGAAUAAGAAGGAGCGCUAUCAGGUCAACUCUGUGAUCAGAUAUCAGUGCAAUGAAGGUUUCCGUCAGCGCCACCUGCCUGUGGUCCGCUGCUUGGCAGAUGGACACUGGCAGAAACCACAAGUGGAAUGUAUAGCCCAAAUCAAACAUGGACUACUAAAGAGAUCCAUCCAGCGUCAGUCUGCCAGGAAAACAUCAUUGGAAAAGCACCUCUCAUGAGUUAAGACAAGAUAGUUAACAGAUUUUUUAAAGAAGCUAUUUUCUGAGGCCCUGAAUUAAGUAUAAGUUUUGUAUUAGAAAUUCUCCCCAUCCUGUACAUAGUGUCACUACCCACAUUAUAAUAUACUGGUUUGAGCAUAACUCAUUGACAGUAUAGACAUUUGUUUUGUUAUUAUUAUUUUUUUCACCUCACCUAACAAUUCACUUUAUUUAUGAAAGUAGUACUUUUCCAUAGUUAGUGUAAUUGGAUCACCAUGCUUGCAUCUGAACAAGUCACAAGAUUUCAGAAACUUGGCCAUGUACGUUCAUUCCAGACCUCUUCAGGCAUUCUUCAGCGUGUCUCGAAAUAUCUGUUAGUUUUACAAAACCUUCCAGAGGCUGAUCUUUCAUCCAGACUGUCUGGAAUUUUGUGGUGAAACAGAACAGCUAAGAUGCGGCCCAAACGAGUGCAGUCCUCUGUCUGAGAGGGACACUGGAGCGAGUUUCUUGUUUUCUUCCUUGAACACCAUAGUAUGGUUGCAAAUUGCAAAGAUUUUACAGCACUUACAGUAUACAGGCUAGUAUAUGAAUGACAAAACAGCAUUUUGAAGUAUUACUUUCAUCUGUUGUCUAUUAGGAUAAAUAGCAAAUUUAGAUAUAUUCAUAGCCAUAAUGGAGAAGAGGUUUACACUCAGCUAAUUUAUUUUUACUUACCCAUACAAAUAAUGUAAGAUCAUAAACAUAUUGCUUUUUCUGUUAGUUCUCAAGACAUUUUAAUGUGAAAUUAGAUAUAUUUAUUGAUUUCUCAAAAUUAUUUUGCAGUUUUUCCAUCUGUUUAGGGCCAGCAUAUUCAGACAUGAAAAUCUUACAAAAUAUAUUGCACUUUAUAUAUAAAGAUUACAAAGUAAUGCACUGAAUUUAAUUGAUUGAAAUUGGAACAAUAUUAACACAUGGAAUAAGAUAUAUUACAUAAACACUAGAGAUGGCACGAUACCAAUUUUUCUUUUCCAGUAUUGAAAUCGUCAGUAUCUGCCGAUACUGAUCUGAUAUUCUUAAAUUCUCAAUGUUAUUAUAUUAUUACACCAUUCUGACACUCAUGCAUGUGCUUAAGCCCAUGCACUUUUGCCCUUAUAACACCUUCCUGGUCAGCAUACAUAGUGAUUAUAUCAUAUAUAGCUUUACCCCAGGUUGGCUUGAUUCAGCGCUCUUGUGCGCCCCCUCUAGUGCGGUGCUGACUGCCUAUGGAUUUUGUCUCAGCCAGCGCCAACCUGUCAGAGAUACAUGCAUGUUAAAGGGCCCAUAUUCCUUACACAUUAAUCUGCUUGAUUUUUCCCUGAGGUCCACUUUUACCAUUUGAGAGCUUUUAUAUACCAAAAACAGCCAUCAUUCAUUUUUAC
Molecule: messenger RNA, 6339 nt
Organism: Pygocentrus nattereri (red-bellied piranha)
Lineage: Eukaryota; Metazoa; Chordata; Actinopteri; Characiformes; Serrasalmidae
Gene: acana
Product: aggrecan a
Exons: 19
Coding region: 104-4963 (1619 amino acids)
Biological process (GO): cell adhesion
Molecular function (GO): calcium ion binding; hyaluronic acid binding
Source: RefSeq, a predicted model, not a curated record